UCAAAGUUGACCAAAAGGGAGGCGAUUUUUCGCAAUAACACUCAGACGAAAAAAGUUCAGCUGUUCGGUGUGCAUGUGGUAUUCUUGCCCAGAUCACUACAUGCGUUUCUGAAAGACUCGACUUGAGAAUCGGAUUUCAUUGAUUUGGAUUAAAAUUUCUCCUGGUCAUGGAAAUGCAGUCUACUAACACGGUUUAAUGCAGUUGUACGGAUGGUGGACGUCUGUGGCGCCUGUGAGUCAGGAUAGAUCUCGACUCCCAGCGAUCCACUAUUUUCCACUUUAAUGGUGUUGGAAAUCAGAUUUGGCACACACCAAGACGACCCGCUAAUGGCACACGUUCUCUUGUUACCCCUCAAAGCAUAAACGUGCCCUACUUCCUCAAUCUCUGCGCUUUCCUUUUGUUUCUGCGGAUGACAUCAUGGAGCUCUGUGGUCUAAGUGUAUUAUCGAUGGACGGCAGCGCUCUGGAUCUGAAGUCUGUGAGGUCACUGUAUCAUUUCAAGAGGAAUGUGAAGCCAUUCUAAUGCGUCUGAUUACAGCCACCACUGGAGAGCCUUGACUCAACAUGCAGGGGCAGCCCAGGCAGGCCCAGCAGCAACAGCUAGGAUGCCUAUCACCCAAGAAAAUGCCCUGAGCCAUCUACCUCUGCUGGAGAACUGGCUCUGGGCACGAGAAAAGGACAGAGAUGAGGGCAAUGAGCCUCAGAUAAGCACAGGCAGUGUUUGCAAGGCUGCCAUCCGCAAGCUUGUGGAAUACAUCCAGCUAAACUUUGCUGAAGUUGAGAGUCCUCUGUACAGUAGCAGCCAAUUCAGAGAGGAAAUCGAUGCUGAGGUGAGGGCGGUCUACCUGAACAAGUCUGAGGAAGAUGGACCGGAGUUUGGGCUCAGCUUUGGAAAUAUUCCCAUUUUUGGAGACCCCGAGGGGAAGAAGAAAGGGGUCAGGAGGAGGCGCAGGAAGGGCGAUAAAGGCCCUGUCUUGGAUGUCGGGUGCAUUUGGGUGACUGAAGUGAAAAAGAACAGCCCAGCGGCCUGUUGUGGAGAUAUCAAACUGCGGGAUGAGCUUCUGUCACUGAACGGACAGUUGAUGGUUGGGGUCGAUGUCACCGGAGCCAGUUACUUGGCGGACCAGUGCUGGAAUGGAGGCUGCAUCUACCUGAUCAUGUUGCGAAGAAUUAAACGCAAGGCUCCUCUCCCUCCAUGCAAUGGCAGUGGGGGCAACUCCGUGGACGUCUCUAAUGAGCGCAAUGUCUUCUCAGAGCCUGCAGGCAGCCCCACACAGAAUGGACAGAACGGCAAACGAACCCGCAAAUUUGGCGUCAUUUCCCGCUCCUCCUUCGCUCGCGACAGCAAAGACAGUAAAGCUAGCCGGGACUUUGAGCAUGAGAAUGGCCACAGCUCCAUGGAGGCAGAGGUCACGUCCCCAGAGAGCAGCACCCCUCAGGACACACCAACCGAUGAUAGUCCAGUCAUUGGCUCCUCAGUGCUGAUGUCCAAUCACAUGAAGGUGGGAAGCACAGCCCCCCUACCCAGCCGGUCCCACUCACGCCUGUCUGAAAGCCACAAAACUGAGUCAAUAAGCAGUGAACCUUCCAGUCAGCCCCGUGAGGGCAGCCGGAUCUGGAAGAUGCACAUGGUGAAGGGUCAGGAUGGACUGGGUAUCCAGAUCACGGGCGGGCGAGGGUCCAAGCGCUCUCCUCACGGUAUCAUCGUGGCCCACGUGGAGGAGGGAGGAGCCACACAGAGGAACAUCGCUAAAAAUCACUGCCUCUCGAAAAAGGCUUGUGGAGGAAGCCGCCUGGAGUCUGUUGGUGAAGACGAUGAGCUUAUCGUGGAAAACGGUGAUGCAGGAAGUGAUGUGGCAGAAAAGCCUGCGCGAGGAGGACGCAAACAUUCCCUCCCGCAGCAGCUGGAUACAGUUGGCAUUCGACAGGAAUAUCAAAUUGUGAAGAAAUCGGCUCGUUCCCUGAGCACUGUUCAAGUGGAAUCUCCAUGGCGACUGGCACAGCCAUCCAUAAUCUCCAACAUUGUCCUAAUGAAAGGACAGGGCAAGGGUCUCGGCUUCAGCAUUGUCGGUGGGCAGGAUUCAGCCCGGGGGAGGAUGGGUAUAUUCGUCAAGACAAUUUUCCCCAAUGGAGCAGCUGCAGCAGACGGGAGACUGAAGGAAGGUGAUGAGAUAUUGGAAGUGAAUGGAGAGUCUCUCCAAGGCCUCACGCACCAGCAGGCCAUUCAGACCUUCAAGCAACUGAAGAAGGGCGUAGUUACCCUAACUGUGCGGACCCGUCUGAGAAGCCCAAGUCUUACACCCUGUCCCACGCCCACCCUACUAAGCAGAUCCAGCUCUCCGAACUCAAAUGCCAGUGGUGGGACUCCAGUCCCUCCUAGCUUUGAAGAUGGGGACUCUCGUAAGGGGCCUGGUCCCAAAGAUCGCAUUAUCAUGGAGGUUACACUGAACAAAGAGCCAGGUGUGGGGCUCGGUAUCGGUGCCUGUUGUCUAACACUGGAAAACAGCGCUCCUGGGAUCUACAUCCACAGCUUGGCUCCAGGAUCUGUUGCCAAAAUGGAUAGCAGACUCAGUCGAGGAGACCAGCUCCUGGAGGUGGACUCUGUGAGCCUGAGACACGCAGCGUUGAGUGAAGCCUAUGCUAUCCUGAGUGAAUGCGGACCCGGCCCAGUCAGCCUCAUCAUCAGCCGACAUCCAAACCCCAAAGUGUCUGAACAGGAGAUGGAUGAAGUGAUCACUCGCUCCACUCACAGAGAUAGUCAUUCUUCCCACACGCUCGGCCUGCCGUCGAAGAGUCCAUCUCCCUCUGUUAAAGUCAAGCAGGGUGAGGGUAAUCCUGCUCUCAGCUGGACCAUGAAGAGAUUUCUUGAGCCAGCCAGCAGGCAAGGCUCGUUGAGUUCAGAGGCAGAGCUCUCUCAGUAUUUCUCAGUUCACGAUGUACCCAGCCAUUCUUCCCUUUCUGAGACCACGGUGAUGGGAUCCAGUGAUGACGACAUGCUGCAUAGUAGCAGGAGCUGUAAUACAUCUAUGGAGGAAUCAGCAGCACCUCGGCCGCAUGUGUAUCAGGAUUGCUCCUAUAGGGGUUCAGACAGUAGUCCCACAACCCCAGAAUGUUGUAAAGCCUCUGGAGGGGCUGGUCGCACUGCAGACACACCCCAACAGGCCAGCGUGGGAAGCAGUCCGAGUUCUGUUCGCAGCCCACUUCUUCGUCAGCGUCGGGUCAUAUGCUAUGAGGAUGAACCUAGCGACGAUGAAACCGGCCUUGAAGAGGACAGUGGCCCUUUCCGUCGCCGCCUUCGCGGGUUCUCGGAUGGCGGCCACCACCACCAAGAGGAAGGCUCUGGUAUUGUAAUAGCCACGUCGUCUCUCGAGGUCGAUGAUGAAAGCCAGGAUAGCAGUGAGAGCCACAGACAGAUAGGCAGUGAACCAGCCACUCUGCUCUACGGCAUCUCGCUCGAAUCUGAGGAAGGACCUAGCGGCCUGCCUAGUGCCGAAUCUCCCUUCAUGCCCAUUCGCUGUAUGGAGACAGCCGGAGGAACAAACCUGGGCAUCAAAAAAGAGCCCCAUCGAGAAGGGCAGGAGGUCAAACGCUCACCCAAGCUGGAGCACAAAGCUGUGACUCGUGUCAAGAGCAUGAUGAGCAUUGAGUGCCCUAACCCUCCACAAAGAGCCAAGGGUGAAGAACCACCUUUAGUCCCAGCAACCGCUGUCCAGGUUGCACAGAACAGCACACGGCCGCCCUGCAGGAUGCUGCACUGCAAGAAGGGGGAAUCCAGUGAGUUAGCAGGGGUCUGCACUAUUGAGACGAUAGUGCUCCAGCGUAAUGAGACUGAGUCUUUCGGUCUGGAUCUGGAGAUUAAAUCCGCUCCACUCAAGGUGCUGAUCACAGGGCUGAGACCGGGAGGUGUUGCGGAAAGGGAAGCCUCAGGGAAGAUGAGCGUUGGUGAUGAGAUUGUAACAAUUGGUGACACCCCUGUGUGUACAUCCACCUAUCAGGAGAUCUGUGACCUCAUGCACAACCUGCCAAUCACAUUGACCUUAGAGAUUAAGAAGCCAGUCUCAGCUGUAGAUCGACUUUCUAGCCUGGUUAUGUCUUCUGGCUGUGAGGUCUCGUCUAAAAUGGAGACACCUAGACCUCCAGAAGAAAGGAAUCAUAUGGACAAAAUUAUUGUUGCAGCCCAAGAAAGCCUUUCAUCAGAAACAAAUGCGAAACAGGCAUUAGCAAUCCACAGCAACAGCAUUCCCAUCACUAAUAUUGAUGAUGUCAUAACUGAACUGAACUCAGCAGAAAGCAAAGAAAAAGACAGAAGUGUCUUGGAUUCCACAGAUGCAAGUGCAAAAACAGAAGAGUGCAGUCAAGUAGACGACAGAGGAACUGCAGCACAAUUGCAACCUAACCUUCUGGAUUUCUCUGCCCUAGAUGUGGGGAACAGCGCUUGCCAUUUUCCUGUAGGAAAAACGUUUUUAAAUAGUUACUCAAGGAACUUUAGUAAUCUGGGAGAGGACAUUGUCCUAGAGAAAGCAAGUAUGUACAGUCUGGUGGAAGAUGGUGACUCUGAGAGUGACUCUACAGACAGUGCUGUCAAAGUAGAGUCGUCUCAAGGUCACUGUGAGGGUCCUCAGGACACUGACUCCGAUGAGGAAGAGGUUGAGCUCUGUUACAGCACUGUCAGUCAGCCUGCAUUCAGCCAAUCAGAGGGCAGCUGUUUGCCAGACAGAAAAAGCAUGGCCAAUUGCCAGACUGUUGACAGUCUUGCUAGUGGAGGCAUACUUGCUAGUAUGGAUCUCCACAACCCUCUGUCACUCACAAUGCAAGACAAGGAUUCGCAAGAGUAUCAUUCUGUCUCUAGGUUACCAGAUCCACUUUGCCCUCAAGUUUCAGGUGAUGAUCUCCUAAAUGGGGAGAGUGGACACACUCCCACACAACAGGAGGCAAUGUGUGCAUCUCAGAGAACACCAUCAAACUGCAACACUGAUGAAAAAUGUGAAACCAUUUCAAAAUCUGUUCAAAUCUGCCAGACACCAACAGGUGUCCCUUAUCCCGCUGUUACUCAGGGUAUUAGUCACGUCACCCCAAGAAGUCAAGAGAGGACAACUAAGUUGGUCUCAGAUGCAUCUCUGUCAGUAGAGAAACUCAAUACUGAGCAAGUGCCACUGGGGUCAACUGUGUCACAGCCCAAGGCAUUAAAUGGCAAAACUAGUGGGCAGGCCUCCUCUACAAUUGCUCCAAAAGACAAGGAGAAAGAGAAAGAUCAUCCUAUACUUGACUUGAAAUCAUCACUUUCCCAAACCCAGAGUAAAUCCACCUCUUAUUGUGUCAAAUCUUUGGGAACUAAAUCCCCUAAUGACACUCCUAUCUCGCCCCUGCUGAGAAGUAGACUCAAAGUUGAUGAUAAAAAGUCAAAUACCUCUUCUAAACUUAAGGGUCUAAGUAUUAAGAGUAAAUCCGAUGUGGGGAACAGCGCUUGCCAUUUUCCUGUAGGAAAGACGUUUUUAAAUAGUUACUCAAGGAACUUUAGUAAUCUGGGAGAGGACAUUGUCCUAGAGAAAGCAAGUAUGUACAGUCUGGUGGAAGAUGGUGACUCUGAGAGUGACUCUACAGACAGUGCUGUCAAAGUAGAGUCGUCUCAAGGUCACUGUGAGGGUCCUCAGGACACUGACUCCGAUGAGGAAGAGGUUGAGCUCUGUUACAGCACUGUCAGUCAGCCUGCAUUCAGCCAAUCAGAGGGCAGCUGUUUGCCAGACAGAAAAAGCACGGCCAAUUGCCAGACUGUUGACAGUCUUGCUAGUGGAGGCAUACUUGCUAGUAUGGAUCUCCACAACCCUCUGUCACUCACAAUGCAAGACAAGGAUUCGCAAGAGUAUCAUUCUGUCUCUAGGUUACCAGAUCCACUUUGCCCUCAAGUUUCAGGUGAUGAUCUCCUAAAUGGGGAGAGUGGACACACUCCCACACAACAGGAGGCAAUGUGUGCAUCUCAGAGAACACCAUCAAACUGCAACACUGAUGAAAAAUGUGAAACCAUUUCAAAAUCUGUUCAAAUCUGCCAGACACCAACAGGUGUCCCUUAUCCCGCUGUUACUCAGGGUAUUAGUCACGUCACCCCAAGAAGUCAAGAGAGGACAACUAAGUUGCUCUCAGAUGCAUCUCUGUCAGUAGAGAAACUCAAUACUGAGCAAGUGCCACUGGGGUCAACUGUGUCACAGCCCAAGGCAUUAAAUGGCAAAACUAGUGGGCAGGCCUCCUCUACAAUUGCUCCAAAAGACAAGGAGAAAGAGAAAGAUCAUCCUAUACUUGACUUGAAAUCAUCACUUUCCCAAACCCAGAGUAAAUCCACCUCUUAUUGUGUCAAAUCUUUGGGAACUAAAUCCCCUAAUGACACUCCUAUCUCGCCCCUGCUGAGAAGUAGACUCAAAGUUGAUGAUAAAAAGUCAAAUACCUCUUCUAAACUUAAGGGUCUAAGUAUUAAGAGUAAAUCCAAAGACCUAGAACAGUCCGUCUCUAGAACGCCAAGAGUGGAAAGUCCAGGACAGAAAAAAGCUCUCAGCUCCCAAAGUCAGUCUCCUAAACUUAUCUCCAAAAGAACCACACCAACUGGUAGCCCUAAAUCCACCAGGACAUCUGAGAAGAUCAGGGUUACUUGUAAAACUGACCAACCCACUGUGUCCAGUGUCUUAAAGACAAAUUCCAUCAACACCACCAAAGAAGAACUCAAGCCUUCCAAGAAGGAACAAGUCCCGGACCUAAAGGAGCAAGUCUCAAAAUCAGAGGUUACUGUCAUCAACACUCAAAGAACUUUCAUUGAGGUACGACUUUCAUCCUCUUCAUCAUCUACACCUGUGCUGACACGCAAGGAAGUUGGGAAUGCAAGUCAUUUAAGCUUGGCCUCGAUGUCAGUUGAUCAAGUCCAGUGUGAGGAAUCAAAUUCAGACUCCUCUCUUGGAAGACACGCUGUCCCAUUAGAAUCAACCAAUUCUCCGUCUAUUUGUGCUCACCAUAACGGUACUAAUAAAUCAAAUGAAACUUCUUGCAAUGGCCAGGAAGAAAAUCUCCUCAGGAACUCAAAUAAUAAAGAUGCUGCUUCUAGUCUCAAAACAAGCAUAUCCAAACUGUACCUAAGGGGACUAGACCACAGGAGCUGCUCUACAGACAUUAGUGGGUCUCUUGACCCAAACCCCUUCUCAGCAAAAAAAAAAAACACUAGCAGCACAACAGCACACAGGGGCUUUGUGAAGGGGGAAUUGUUUGCAUCUCUUUCCAGUGCAGAUGGUGGCCACAGUCUCCUGGGAACCGCCGCCACCUCACUCUACCUGCCAAGAGUUCAAUAA
Sinocyclocheilus grahami is the source of this 7325-nucleotide messenger RNA. RefSeq lists its product as uncharacterized. Lineage: Eukaryota; Metazoa; Chordata; Actinopteri; Cypriniformes; Cyprinidae. Gene Ontology annotation, molecular function: protein binding. The record is from RefSeq and is a predicted model, not a curated record.